Desarmillaria tabescens is the source of this 1695-nucleotide messenger RNA. RefSeq names its product MT-A70-domain-containing protein. The record is from RefSeq and is a predicted model, not a curated record. Lineage: Eukaryota; Fungi; Basidiomycota; Agaricomycetes; Agaricales; Physalacriaceae. The coding region runs from base 1 to 1695 and encodes 564 amino acids. The transcript is spliced from 4 exons. Gene Ontology annotation, molecular function: methyltransferase activity; mRNA binding. Gene Ontology annotation, cellular component: RNA N6-methyladenosine methyltransferase complex; nucleus.
AUGGCAGCAGCAACGGUCGACACGACUCUCGCCUCGGCCAACAGUCUGCUCGCCUACCACAGCUCUCUCAUCGACGGCAUUCGUCGUUCCCAACGGGAACAUCGACGCCAGCUCCAUUCUCUAUCGCCUUCCAUCUCCCAGCCUCUGCUUUCUCUUCCCCUGAUUCCGUCACCUUCGCCUUCACCACCGCCGUCUCCGACGAUCCAGCCUGUCUCACAGUCGCGUCAGAACAAGUACAGGGCGGAUCUACCUCCCGCUAAGCGUGCCAGAGUUGCGAGAUACAGGAACUACGUACCAGAGGAGGAGACUAUCCGUAAUGACUACUCGCAACGCUACGUCGAUGGCGGAGAAUGGCCGCAGAAUUGGGUGCUAGGCGCUGAACCCGAACAUCGUUUCGAAGAAUAUCCUAAGCAACAUCGCUUACUUGCUCUCAAAAAAUUGUCCGUUCAGUCACAUUCCUUACCCCCUUCCUAUCUACCCUUUACUGCGCUUUCUACGAUCCAACCAUGCAAGUUCGAUGUCAUUCUUCUUGACCCUCCUUUCUCUUCUUCGUUCACUUGGAACCAUCUUCAGGAGCUUCCAAUACCCUCUCUUGCGGCCGAUCCCAGUUUCGUCUUCCUGUGGAUUGGAAGUGGCGCCGGAGAUGGAUUGGAGCGAGGAAGAGAAGUCCUUGCGAAAUGGGGGUAUCGACGCUGUGAAGACGUCGUCUGGGUCCGGACGAACAAAAUGUCAAACAAAGGACCUGGCACUGAUCCACCGACGACUUCUCUACUUACGAGGACCAAGCAACAUUGUUUAAUCGGGAUACGAGGUACAGUGAGGAGAUCAACGGACAGCUGGUUUGUCCAUUGUAAUGUUGACACGGAUGUGAUCAUAUGGGAAGGUGAUCCAAAUGAUCCAACACGAAAACCACCUGAGAUGUAUACUCUUAUCGAGAAUUUCUGUCUUGGGACGCGACGUUUGGAAGUUUUCGGUAGACUGUCAUCACUGCGACGUCCCCUCUUCGUUGAAGGCGAAGAAGGCGGCAACGCGAUUUGGUGGGAGCGCGAAAGCUGGGAAAAUGGCGUCAAGGAGUUCGCUGGAGGGGGCAAAUUUGUGGUCCCUAUGACGUCUGAUAUUGACGCUCUCCGACCGAAAUCACCCGUGAGAGGCGGGAGCACGAACAACGGAAGUUCUGGAGGUGUUCCCCUCUCAGGUGGCACCCCGGCUGGAAUUGGCGGUGUGAAUAUGAUGAACGGAGUUCGAUUCAACAACGGGGUCAGACAGCCUGGGUUUAGUGGUAUGGAUAUGGGUGUUGGUAUGCCCAUGGGUAUGGGUAUCAACUCUCUUGGUAUGGGUGUGGGCGUCGAUGGUAUGAUGGGCGGUGGAUGGCCUGGGAUGCAGGUCAUGGGAAAUAUGGGGAUGACAGGGAUGGAAGGAAUGGGCGGUAUGUCUGGAAUGAACGGCAUGAACCCUGGCAUGAAUGGUAUGAAUGUACCCAUGAUGGAUCCUCAAGCUAUGCAAGGUAUGAAUGGGCAGGGCAUGGGUAUGGGUGGUAUGAUGAUGGGUGGACAGGGUGGCGGAUUUAUGCCUAUGUUCAACGGCAUGGGUGGUUGGGGAGAUGGCCAGUUUGGUAUGGAUGGCGGUAGCUGGGACGGUAGUGGAAUGAUGCCUGGUAUGGGUGGUAUGGGUAUGGGGCAAUGGACCAAUUACUAG